UUCCUUUCCCACCUACGCUUAUAUGAAGCUUUAUUUAUUGUCAUCGAGCAAGAAAGUACCGAAUUCGAAUUCAUCUGAAAUCAUCGACCAAGCUUUAUCGCGGGUUCUUAGCUGAGGGUAAAAUGCGGAGUGGAUUGGCUCGAGAUUCGGAUUCCUUCCUCACUGGAUCUUAGAUAUUUGGAUUGAUCCAUCGAUGUAAUUCACCCACCGACCAGAAGGUUUGAGACUUUGAGGUUGAGAGACCUGAAGCAACUCUGUCAUGGGAGUUUCUGGGAAGUGGUUUAGGGCACUGAUUGGUCUAAAAAGACCUGAGAAAUCAUAUGCCACUGGGUUGAAUGAAAAUAAAAGUGGAAGCAGUAGAAAGUCUAGACAUGGGAGAAAGCAUUCUGUUGAGAUUGAUAGGGACCUACCUCAGAAUGAGUUCAGUCAUAUUGAUGAUGCUUCUAUAUCCAUUGAAGAUGCUAGCAUUUCAGUUCCUGAUGGUAUUGGCUCGCCUUCUUGCUCAUAUCAAGUGCAGGAUGCAGCUCAAAGUCAACUGAGUAUGAGAGAAGAAUGGGCUGCAAUACGUAUUCAAACUGCUUUUCGAGGAUUUCUGGCUAGGCGUGCUCUGCGGGCUUUAAAAGGAUUAGUGAGACUUCAAGCACUUGUGAGGGGUCAUGCCAUAAGAAAACAAGCUGCUACUACCCUUCGAUGUAUGCAAGCUCUUGUAAGAGUUCAAGCUCGUAUCCGAGCAAGGCGCGUUCGUAUUGCACUGGAGAGUCAAACAUCACAUCACAUACUUCAGCAGAAGCUAGAACAUGAAGCCCAUGUACGGGAAAUAGAAGAAGGGUGGUGUGACAGCAUUGGGUCUGUUGAAGAAAUUCAAACCAAACUCUUAAAGAGACAAGAGGCAGCAGCUAAGCGUGAGAGAGCAAUGGCAUAUGCCUUGGCUAACCAGUGGCAGGCAGGAUCUAAGAAGCAUGUCACUUCAGGCGGCUUUGAACCGGAUGAGAAUAGCUGGGGCUGGAACUGGUUGGAGAGAUGGAUGGCCGUACGUCCAUGGGAAAAUCGCUUUUUAGACAUGAAUAUCACAGAUGGAGUUAAGAUUCAUGAUGAUAAUGGCUCCGGUUAUAUGAAGAAUGGAAGCAACAAACAGAUGAAAUCCUCCAUGAGCAAGAAACAGAUCUCUUCCUCCAUUUCAAAUGAAAUAAUUGGUCCAUCCCAUUCAAGCUCUAGCACAAACCUCUCAAAUGGAAAAAUGGUUGGAUCACAGUCCAAUGGAUGCAGCUCUGCAAGCACACAUGAAGCACUUUCCUCUUCAUGUGGCCCUCCAAACUCCAAACGAAAUCAAGAAAGUUUGAGUGAAGAAGUUAGUUCAAGACCUAGACUUGUCUCAAGGUCACACAGCAAUCCUAAAGAGAGGGUCACCGUUUCAGAUAAACAAGGAAAGAGAAGAUUGUCUCUGCCCAGUAGUGGGAAACAAAGAAUUGGAACUCAAGAAACAAGACAUUCUGGUCCGGCUGCUGUCAAGAAGACAACGGUCAAUGCACCAAAGCCUGCUAAGGACAAACCGAAGUUGAGCGCGAAUAAACCAAAAUCUGGGUUCCUAUAGUUGUGAAUGUAGUGGUUAUAUCAUCGUUGAAUGUUCAGCCGACUGUAAAUAUGGAGAUUUGUUUUCUAGUUUUCUGGAUCCAUUGUGAAUGACCCCUUGGUAAGGGAAAGCUAGAAAAGAGAGGGAUUUGGAGAGUAAGAAGAUGUUUUAGAGGCAGUUCCUCAUGUGUGUUGUUUGCCACCCCCACCCCCCACCCCCGGGGGACUGUAUAAACAGUUUGAGUGAUUUCCCAGUUCCAUUUGGUUCUUGGUUUAGAGUUGAGAGAGUUGAUUUGUGGAGCCUUGAGAAGCUCUGCUAUUGUAAUAAAUGCCAUUCUUUAUA
This is a messenger RNA of Cuscuta campestris, 1912 nucleotides long. NCBI's taxonomy places the organism in Eukaryota, Viridiplantae, Streptophyta, Magnoliopsida, Solanales, Convolvulaceae. The record is from the annotation of a GenBank genome assembly.